AAACAAAAACAGUUCAUUUGAAGAGCUUCAUGUGGGACAUAUAACCCAAAUAUUAAAUGGACAUCACAAAGGGCAGUCUAGAUGACAUCUCUCGGCCAGCUUCCAGUGAACGCUCUCGAGCUGGGAGUCGUGUGUCCAGCGUGUCUCUCUCUGAGUUAGGCAAAGUGAGCCAGGACAGACCAAGGUCCCUGGAGGUUCUCAGCCCAGAUGUCUCAGACACUCAGGAUCGAUGGAGUGAACAGGAUAAUAACUCAGACUUUAUGUCAGAAAACAUGCCUCCUGAUCAAGAUGUAUCUGAUGAAGAAAAUGAAGAUCCAGAGUUACUAAAAGCCAUCAGGAAAAUGAAAAGACUAGACAGGAUAUUGGCUACGAAGAUCUCCAAUGAAAAAGAAGUGAAAAAGCAAGGAAGGGAACUUCACCAGAAACUCUGGCAAGAACUGGAGGAUCUCAAAAUUGAAAGGACUGCAGGGUGCAGUGAUGAGGCAGAAAACACCCGCUUGUUCUUGGCACUGACCUCCAGCACAUCCAAGGGCCGCAGUGAAGAAGUGGACAUUGUACCUGUGUUUGGGACCCAAGUUCCAGAUGAAGAGAAUGACCUGAGCCUCAGGCUGGGAAAUGAAGAGGUCGUAGUGCACACUGAGUCUUCAGGCUCUGUAGAAGGGGGUCAAGAGGUGAGGCGAGACAAGCAGACAGACAGCAGACAGACCUUGAAUGGCAAGAGCAAGCACAGACAAGAUUUUGUCAAGAAAAACAUUGAGCUUGCAGGUGGUGCGGGAAGUCUCAUACUGAUGACUCAGGAGGAGAAAGAGCGCUUAGACGUGCUGCUGAAGGACUUAGAAGAGGAGGAGGCUCACGUUGACCCACUGACUAACCCUCAGGCAAAUGUUUCCCUGUGUACUGUACCCACAACAUCUGGUGAAGGUUACACACCACAGCCACACGAGCUUGACCAGCUCCUUCAUAUCGAUGUCAGACUGCAGCUUCUACUUCCUGUUGAGAACUUCCUUUCCUUGAAAAGCCCUUACACUGACCGCAGCCUGACCCAGUGUGGGCUGCACGGUUCGGGUGGAGAGCGAGAUGGAGAGCGGCCGCCAGGGCAGAGGGUCCUACGGGACAUGAAGGAGAGCAGAGGGCAGGAGGAGCGCUUGCGAGAGAUCCAACAGCAGCUGCAGCUCCUGGGACACAGCCAGCAGACCACUAGUUUACCUGAGGACCAACUAAGGAGCCUGUUGGUGGAAUGUGAGAUGGCCCUGAGCAGAUGUUCUGGCUCAGGUACAGAAGACUCCUCCCCAAGACCCUAUUGUGCUUUAGAAAGCCAUGCCAUGUCUCUGUUGGCCAGCACACCCCGCCUGUCCAGUUCUGCUCUCUCAGUGUUACUGCAGGAAGCUUGUGGAACUCCAAUCACCCCCCAUGAGAGUGAAGAAGCCACCCUAGACUGAAUCCUGCAAGGUUAAAAUGUGGUCUUAAUGGAGUCAGAUGGAAUGCAUGAGCAUAUUAGAUGUCUGACAUGGUGAGAAUACUUAGAUACCAGUAAUAUGUUUUAUCAUUUGUGCUGAAAUAUUGGAAAAAGUCAUUACUCUAUUAUAUUCAUGUUAAAGUAUAAUUAAAGCUGUUUGACUGAAAUAAAAAGUAAUUUAUUACAGCUUGAUUUAGGGAAAGAACAUUCCAAGCAUAUUUGCCCCAAAGUGCUGAAUUCUCUUUGUCUACUCUAGGUGGAGUUUUUUUCCUCUAUAUACUGCAGCCAAGUUCAUUUUUAUCCACAAGAUGAGUUUCUAUUCAGGGUGUAGUAGUUGGUAUGUACUGUGUGCAGUGACCUAAAUUAAAGCUAAGAGAUUUCACAUAUCAUUCCAAAGAAAGGCAUUAUUAAAAUUCUGUAACAUGAAAAAUUAUGCUUUUCAUUACCAUUUAGUUACACGUGCAAGCCAUACUUUGAAAACUGCUUAACACAUAAACCUACAUAAACAUGUAUAAAAGCUUAUUCCAAUUGCUGUUACAGGCAAGUUAAUUACUGACUAAAAAUCUAAAGACCUGAAUAACAUACUGAUAAUUCUUACUAAGUAAUUAGCAUUUUCAUAUACCACAGUUGUGGUCUCAAACAUCAAAUUGACUUGUAGUAGCUACAAAAAUGUAGCUGAAAUCAAACUAUAAUAGUGUGACCACUGUCAAGGCUGUGAAUGCGCUAAGUGAUGUGGAAAAAAGAAAGAAAAGCAGAGCAUCUCACAUCUUCUGGACAAUUCAGUUAAAAUUGUAAUACAGUGUGAAAAAUAUGUUAAUCAAAACAAGUAGACAUAGUGAAAGUGCACUGCUCGCAUAUGGCAAAUUUUAUGAAUCCAUGAAUGUGUGUGUGAGAAAACAGCUAUGAUGCAUACAUACAUACAUAUGUAUGUAUAUACAACCCCAAUUCCAAUGAAGGUGGGACGUUGUGUAAAACAUAAAUAAAAACAGAAUACAAUGAUUUGCAAAUCCUUUUCAACGUAUAUUGAAUUGAACACACUGCAAAGACAAGAUAUUUAAUGUUCAAACGGAUAAACUUUAUUGUUUUUUGCAAAUAUU
Pygocentrus nattereri (red-bellied piranha) is the source of this 2553-nucleotide messenger RNA. It is a transcript of the gene fsip1, whose product is annotated as fibrous sheath interacting protein 1. The transcript is spliced from 11 exons. Bases 57 to 1439 code for a protein of 460 amino acids. The record is from RefSeq and is a predicted model, not a curated record. Lineage: Eukaryota; Metazoa; Chordata; Actinopteri; Characiformes; Serrasalmidae.